Tarenaya hassleriana is the source of this 2801-nucleotide messenger RNA. RefSeq lists its product as uncharacterized. Bases 242 to 2725 code for a protein of 827 amino acids. The transcript has 2 exons. Lineage: Eukaryota; Viridiplantae; Streptophyta; Magnoliopsida; Brassicales; Cleomaceae. Gene Ontology annotation, biological process: meristem development; meristem maintenance. The record is from RefSeq and is a predicted model, not a curated record.
AGGGAAAAUAAUCAUUUGUUUAAAGAGGGAAAGUCUGAGGUGGACACACCGGAAAAUUCGCCGGAGAUAUCGGAUUUGCCGGCGUUCGCCACGGCGGCGGACUCAAAAUUAGCAAACGUUACCUUUUAUGCGUUGUUGUUCCUUCCUUUCUUUUUUCCUCUCCAUUUCGUCCUUCUCCUGGAGAGUCUGAUUCUCAUUUCAGAGCGAAACCCUAGAAAUUUUCUGGGUUUCACCUGAUCAGAUGGAGUCCCGAGACUCUUUUGAUCCGGAGGACCAACGGAUAGUCCACGUAAGAGAAGCUCUGAUGUCUCCCGGAGGUGGCGGCGUUCCGACUCUCCGGACGGCGAGGUUCCUGAACUACACCAUCACCGCCAUUGACGACGACGUGUUCGAGCUCCCGCUUGAGGCGUUCGCCUCCCGUCCGGAGACUUUCGAGCCGGAUAAAUGGCCGGUGAGGUUUUCGUUCUCCGGCUGGGCAUCGCCGUCGGUGAACUGGAUAGAGUGGGUGAACGCGAUGGCGGAGUUGCAUGCGCAGACGUGGAGGAAGUCCGGAGGACACGACGCGCUCAUGGCGUCGAGGUACCACAUAAAGAGGCAGGACGAUCUGAUGAUGGCGUUGGUGGAGAAAUGGUGCGUCGAGACGAACUCGUUCGUGUUCCCGUGGGGCGAAGCGACUGUGACAUUGGAGGAUAUGAUCGUUCUGGGCGGAUUCUCGGCGAUUGGGAACAACGUCUUGGGCUCGAUCAAACGCGAAGAGAUGAAAUCGGCGGAGGAGAGGCUGAAGAUGGCAAAACGCGAGAUUUCUGCAAAUUCAGGGAAAAAAGUCAGUGUUAGUUUGUGGAUGAAGGAAACGAUGAAUUCACGAAGCGAGAUUGAGCACGAAGCCUUCAUGGUCACAUGGCUGUCUCGUUUCGUCUUCCCAUUUUCAUCCGAUCUCGUGAGGGACAAGCUCUUCCCAGCCGCGGUUCAGUUGGCUCGAGGUGUCCGGCUCGCACUGGCCCCUACCAUCCUUGCCGGGAUUUACCGAGAUCUAGGCAUUCUGAAGGAGAAGCUUGCUGGUUCCAUACCGUUCAAGAACGUCGAAGAAGAGACGGAGGUUGUGGUCAUGUCUCCGUUCCAGUUUGUGCAGGUCUGGGCAUGGGAGAGGAUCAUGGCGGUGAGGCCGAGCCAGCCUAACAAACUGAAGCACAGUGAACCAAGGAUGGCUCAAUGGCACCACCUCGGCGGUCAGGAAUCAAACCCAAAGCCAGCAAAUCUCAGGUCAGUUCUGGAUAUGGCUGGGGCGAGUUUCGAGUACCGGCCCUACGCCAAGCCAUUGAAGAACUUCAGAUUCCCGAAGUUUUACGUGGAAAGCGACUGUAACGUCUCCGUGGAAUCAGAUGAAGAGAUAGUAGCCUUUGGUCGGUGUUUGAGGUUCUCUAAGCUCGUGGGUUUGGAUUGUGUCGAACCCUAUUACCCUCACCGAGUGGCGAUGCAAUUCGGGUAUGAUAUGGAUAUUCCCGGUGUAGUUCCUGCCCGAGUUGAGACGCCGGAAGUGGCAUGGAAGGAGUAUAUCCGCCCGAUUUCUGAUGGAAUGAUGUAUAUUCCUUCUCGAUUCCACGAGGCUGAUGUUACCUUCGGGUACAUCCGAUGGUGGAAGCAAUCUGUUUCGGCUUUACAGUCUGCAGCUAAGAGAAGUAGUAGUUUCCAGAAGCCUCUGCUCUCGCCUGGGAAAGAGAAACCUGGAGCUACAAUGGCGGCCACAACAACAACAGAGAGUCCACCAAUUGGGAAGUCAAAAACUAUGGGAGCAAAAGCUGAGGUCAAGGAUCAAGAGGUGGUGAAGAGGGUGAUGACUGAGACAAAGGAAAGGACUUUUGCCCCGAGUUCGAGAAUACCCGAGAAGAGAAAGAAGGCUAAGAGUGAAAGCAUCAGCCGUGUGGAAAGUCUUACGGGUUCAGAGCAAGGGGGAAUGCAGCAACCAAAGGGGAAAGAAACCGGUUUCCGGAAGAAGACUGAAUUGGCCAAGAAGUCACCAACCGGAUUGACCAAGAGCCCGGGAAGAUCACUGAGCGAUGUUCCAGAUCUUAGAGGAGCUCUUAGGGGACCGAGAGAAACAAAGGGUCAUGGUCAUGGUCAUGGUCAUGGCCAUGUCACAUUUGAUCUUCCAGGUUCACCUCGAAAUUUACCUAAGGCGCAGUCACUUUCCCCAAAGCCAAGCUCCAAAGAUCCUCCUGUCAGAACAAUCAAACCAUUACCCCGGGUGGCAGAAAGGACGAAACAAUCCAUCUUCCAUCGUCCAGACCCUAAGCAAACAUUAUCCGCUCCACCUAGGAAGAAUGAAACGGUCCGUAUCCCCCGAGAAACCGCUACAACAAGACCGCGAGCUACAAAGAAACAAAACGAUUCAUCAUCCUCUUCGAGUUCACUACCUUUGAGAAGAAAGAAGUACACAAGAUCUCUUGCUAACAUCCCGCAUGGCAGUUCAUCAUCUGAAAACAACCAUUCCACUGUCAAGCAAAAGGCUCAUCAAAUCAAAGCAGCGGAAGAAACAUCAUCAAAAGAAACUCAAUCCGAGGCCAAUGCACUGAAGUUUUUGGAUGAGAUGGUGACAUUGAAGGAGCACAUCGGGGAAGAAGGUGAAGUGACUUACCAGAUACCAAAGGCGCAGUUCGAGGUUUUCAGCCAAGGUGUCCAAGAAGUUCUCCUGGAGUUACAAACGAUAAAAUCUGCACUAAACAUAUAAAAUGUUCACUAGGGUUUCCAACCUAAUGGAUGCUUGUACAGACCCGUCUUCUUCGAAAAUAUUUCUUUCCCUUCCU